AUGUCCUCUAUGAAUUCUGGGACCCCCCUCCCGGGGGAACAGACAGAUGAGGCCCAGCUACAGGCUAAACUGGAGCGCAUGGCCAGCACGUACUUCGAGAAAUUCUCCACCCCCGCCUUCAGAAUUCAAGAGUUGAUUGGCUACCACAAAAACCACUGGCUGCUCUCCGAUGACUUCAAAAUGGCAUAUGAUCAACCUGUGGGGAUCAUAAAAGGUCUGAAUCCAUUAAACUCCAAUGUUUGUUGUCUGAUGGUGCCAGAAGAUCCCGUUUUGGAAGAAAAUAAGAUGAACCUGGAUUAUCGGGAGGUCCACCAGUUGAUCCGAGAACUGACUUAUGGGAUAUACGUGUUGAACCAGACUCCCAGCAUAUCGCUGGAGGCACUGUAUGAUCAAGGCACCAUGUGUAACCUGCCUCCAGCAUUUAUGGAUACACAUAUCGGUCAGCUGUUAAUCAGUGUAGAUUACAUGAUGAAGUCUUUGUGGCACGGAGCAUACAUUCCGAAGGAGAAGAGAACAAAAUUCAAUGAUAAAUGGAGAGAGCACUUCCAAGUCUCCAAACAGAACGGAAAACCGGAAAAAGAGAAAUCUUUCUUACCAGAUUUCAUAAGUCAUGGGAUGGUAGAUAUGGGUAAGGACCCGGAUUACUGCGAUGCCUAUAAUGACCUUCAGUUUGAUAACGACAAUGAUCCGGACAUGAUAAAGGAACGGAUUCAUUUCAUGAAACACAUAGAGGACAUCUCCAUGCAGAUGACAUUGUAUCAGAAAAAAGUGAUGCACGAAAAGGAUAUUUACAUGAUGGAUGCCGAUAUGACAAUCACUAGCAUCGUGCGACUUCUCGAUGAUCGAAUAAAUCAUGACGAUUACGAACGAGUGAAUACGAGACUGCAAAUGCAUGAAAAUAUGCUGCGGGAAAAUUUAACCAAGAAGUUAGAAAUUCGACGGCAGCUUUAUAUUUUAAAAGUUGUGAGUUUUUUGACGCCAUUCUUGAUCGGAAUGAGGAAGAGGAUGAAGAUUCCGGAUAUGUCACGAUUUCUUCCAGAUCUCUCAGAGGACCAGUGUAAAACAGAGGAGGAACUACCCCCUUUGAUGCUCGGAGAGGACUUCAAGUGUAAAAACUUCUACCCCGAGAAAAACAAAUACUUUCAUCUUCAUGGAGGCAUCAACAUCGACUUUGAGACGGACGACCUUGAAUCUCCACCAAAAGAAGUUACUGACAAAUACUCAGAUAUCAUGACAAAAACAGAACAAGGUUUUAUCAAGGUCAUUUCCAUGGAUACCAUUAAAGAGCAUUACGAGGUCCCCAAGGUUGAAAUAGACGGAAAACAGUACUACCUGAUUUAUAUGGAGUUUGAGACCUUCUUUAACCCCCAGCAGCCGACGUGGAUCAAGGCCUUUAACUCUAAGCUUACGGUGGACCUAGAGAGGAAGUACCUCCCCCUACAGGACACGCCCAUGUGGGACGUGUUUAUCAAAAACUUCGGCAAGAAAAAGACAGGGAAAUUAAAGGCUCAGAUGACGGGACCGCGUGCCGCGGCGAUCAGGGGACUGGUCAUUAUUUUCGUACACAUGUGCCGUAAAACUCUAGGUCAGCAGAUGUCACGGUUGACUAAACAGGACGAGCAUGGUCUGUCGCUCCUCCAUCACGCCGCCAUGAACAAUCGACCUCAAAUCAUCGUCAGCUUGCUGCGGCAGACGGUGGAUAUUAAUUCUCGACGAAAUAACAUUUUGUCAACAGGGGAAAGGGAAAGUAGCAGAAAAGCAACAGGUCCCACCAGCUUGCACAUCGCCGCGAGAUGUGGGGCCCUGGAUGCCGCGGCCUGCCUGCUGGCCUGCUGUGCCGGACAGACAUUGUACGAUCAGGACGGCUGGGCACCCAUCCACCACGCCUCUUUCUUCGACCAUGAGGCCAUCAUCAAACUCAUGGCAAGGAGGAAUAGUCCAGUGAUAGAACUCCUCACUAAAAACGAUGUAAGAUCCACUCCUCUGUUGCUAGCUGCUGGUUCAGGGGGUCUGUCAGCCGUUAAGUGCUUGAUCAAACUCGGAGCUGAUAUUUCUCGUGUGGAUGGGGAGGGAAACGGUAUGAUCAAUUUAGCGGCCAUGAGGUUCCACACCAAUGUGCUGGAAUACCUUAUUGAAUGGGGCCACCAAAAGGCACCUGUCUGGACUAUUCUUGUCAAGAUGCUGUCUGAUCCUGAUACAGAUAAGAAGGACAGUGCUGUCAAAUGUCUGGAAGUUCUGUCUACGUCUAAACCCGAGCACUGGAAGUCUAUACUGGAAGCAGGUGGUAUCCCCGCGUUGGUUGGCUUACUACACUCAGACAAUGAGGUCCUGCAGUCUGUCUCGGCCUCCGUCAUUGUAAACAUAUCAGAGCACCAGGAGGUCCGAGAAGCCCUAACCAAAGCCAAAGCCGCUCCUAUCCUAAUCCAGCUCCUGAACUCCCCCGACGACAACAUCCAGUCCCGCGUGGCCAUAAUUCUGUCAGACAUUGCCAGUAUCCAGGGAAACCAGUCUCUGAUCGCAGAGGAGGGGGGAAUUCCCCCGCUGAUAAAUCUGAUGGACUCAGAGUUAGAGGAGGUUCUGAUAAACACGGUGAAUGCCGUCCGGGUGUUGUGUGCGGGAAAUCCCAUUAAUCAGGACGCGGUGGCGGAAAAUGGCGGGAUUGCUUUUCUUAGAGAGUUUCUUACUCUAGAUUCAGAGAAACUGAAGGCUGCCACUGCAGCUUGUAUUGCAGCCAUUUCAGCAGGAAACAAGAAAAAUCAAGAUGCUUUACUGGAAGCAGGGGGUUUAGAACCGCUGGUGGAGAUAAUUAAUGGUACAACUAACGAGACUGUGAGGGUGAAGUGUGCUAAUGCUAUAGAGGCCCUAGCCCAGGACAACCCUGCCUGUCAACAGACGUUCCUACGGAUCAAAGCCCCCACAGCUCUCAAAAAACUCCUCAAGAAUUUCAAUGUAUCAGUGAAGGAGCAUGGUGCCAAGGCUUUAUGGGCUUUAGCAGGAAACACCACAACUCAACAGAAAUACAUCGCAGAGAAAACCAGUAUCCCAGACAUCUGUAGUAUGUUACUGGAGGAUACCGAAAAAUUGCUUCAAGUCGGUUGUAUGAUGUCCAUUGCUUUGGGAAGAGAGAAUAUAGAGAACCAGAUAAAACUAGCUCAGACAGAGGCUUUUAAUCAGUUGGUCCGUCUUCUGCGAACUCAUAAAGACUCCCCGCAGGUCAUACUCAUGGUCAUACAAGUGCUUGGAAUUCUGUGUGUUGGUGUGGCUUAUUGCAACAACAAAGUGACCCAGAGGAAGAUAGCAGAAGAGGGGGCGAUCCCCACCCUAGUGACCUAUCUAAACCAGCCUCCUUCUGAAGAAGUCCAAGUGGAGGUUGCCAUAGCGCUAGGUUGUAUCGUCCUUAGCAACACUCGUAACCAGGAAUUACUGCAGGAGGAGCCAGGGUUUAACUUCGAUGUUCUGCUGGAUUUGUUAAAGUCAAAAAGUGAGGCAAUAAGAUUAAGGGCAGGAAUGGCUCUGACGAUUUUUGCCUUCAACAACACCCCUCAGCAGUAUGCCAUCAGGGAAGCCGGGGGCAUCAAAUACUCGGUGUUUGAGCCUUUCCUUAAUUCCAGUAUAGAGUAUGAUGUCUGCUAUGCAGCUUUUCAGAUUGUGGUGCUAGCGAGAGUAAUAGUGGACCAAGACCAAGUGAACCUAACGGCCCGCGGGGUGACUCUGCUUGUGGAGAAACUCCACUCAAACGAGGACAACGUCAUUGUUCUGGCUGCUAGUCUUCUCUCCAGUCUCGCCCACACACGCGCAGGAAUUCCCGAUGCCAUGGUGACCUCGGGGGCUAUUGAUAUCCUGGUCGAUAAACUCUCCUCCCCCAAUGACCAGGUCAGAAGUGCGUGUGCCGUGGCCCUGGGGUAUUUAACCUUCAACAGGACCGCAGCCAGAAUUCUGUUCAGUGCUUGUAGAAAUACGCCAGGGUUGUAUAAGAAACUGGAAGAGAACAUUGGGAAAAAUGCCAAAAUUAGUCAGGAGUUUGUCCAGGACUUUAAACGUGCUAAGAUUGUGGGCCUACCUUCCCAAUGUCUUGAGAUUAAUGGUGGACCCCCAGUAAUCCCCCCUAGUCGAAACAGUAUGAGACCGAUGACUGGCUCGAUGAGCCGCGCUACGACAGCCCGAGCUACAAGUCGAGCCAAAUCAGCCCCCGGGCAGCGCGGGAAAAGGUCGCCUAACCCCAGUAUAGUUGUAAGUACCCCCGACAACAGUCGCCCCUCCACGGCUGCCACGGUCCGGAUCCACCCCAGCUCUCUCUUCAGACCCGCCAGUGCCACCACCCCCAGCAGAAAAGGGGUGCGGUCCCCCGACCCCACAUUUAAAACUCGUUUGUCUUCUUGGAAGGAGGAAAUCUGAGUCUCAAUAUAUCAACUAAGCUAUUAACUGUGUUCUAAAUAAAUGCUGGAGGACAAUUUUUUUACGAUGAUAUUUCCAGAUUUUAAAACCAGGCUGUAAUAUAUGAGUGCAAGAUACAUUUCUUUUGAUAUUUCUGUAAAAUUUAUAAAAUUUUGUUUUCAGAUUUACUUU
Molecule: messenger RNA, 4566 nt
Organism: Saccostrea cuccullata (small rock oyster)
Lineage: Eukaryota; Metazoa; Mollusca; Bivalvia; Ostreida; Ostreidae
Product: ankyrin and armadillo repeat-containing protein-like
Exons: 22
Coding region: 1-4395 (1464 amino acids)
Biological process (GO): cell adhesion
Molecular function (GO): cadherin binding
Source: RefSeq, a predicted model, not a curated record